Corythoichthys intestinalis (scribbled pipefish) is the source of this 5252-nucleotide messenger RNA. Its product is annotated as 6-phosphofructo-2-kinase/fructose-2,6-bisphosphatase 4-like. Gene Ontology annotation, molecular function: 6-phosphofructo-2-kinase activity; fructose-2,6-bisphosphate 2-phosphatase activity; ATP binding. The record is from RefSeq and is a predicted model, not a curated record. The coding region runs from base 3052 to 4563 and encodes 503 amino acids. Gene Ontology annotation, cellular component: cytosol. Gene Ontology annotation, biological process: fructose metabolic process; fructose 2,6-bisphosphate metabolic process. NCBI's taxonomy places the organism in Eukaryota, Metazoa, Chordata, Actinopteri, Syngnathiformes, Syngnathidae. The transcript is spliced from 14 exons.
AUGACUUUGUGUACAAAUUUGGCGAUCAUUUUAUGCAGGGUUUUUCAUUAAAUUUGAUAUAAUCUGAGAUGUGAACAUGACAGAAACUGCAUGCUCAAGGUUACUGCAACAUAGCAGGUUUAAUGUUGAACAAUAUAAGAUAAUUUCCCCCAAAUUUGAAUGAAAAAUUCUAAGAUAUGGGCAUUGGGCCAGUCUUGGUUUAGCAGGUUUAAUGUUGAACAACAUAAGAUAAUUCCCCUCAAAUUUGAAUGAAAAAUUAUAAGAUAUGUGCAUUGGGCCAGUCUUGGUUUAGUGGUCUGAUGAUGCUGCAUUAAGAUAAGAACAUUUUGGUCUGUUUAAAAACAUGCUGUCUAAAUGAGAAGAAAUCUAAAUGGAAAUUCACUUAGGGUUUAGCACCGCUAGCUUAGAUGUGUCCAUUUUGAAUUAAAAAAAAAAAAAAAAAAAUCCAAAGGGUUCGGUUUAUGCACGUGUGAAACUCAUUGGGUUCGGUACCUUUAGCAAGGUUAAGAACCACUAAUCUUGGAGUACUGUAUCUGAAUAUUGCAAUAUAUAUUUAAAUUGACACAAACACUGCAGAACAAAGUAAAAAAUUCCAAUGAAAAGAGUCAACAAAGCAAAAAUCUGGAUAGGUCAAUUCAUCAUACUAGAUUAAAAAAUACUUAUUGGUGUAAAACAAAAUAAUAAAAUUCUACAGUUUCCUACAUUGAUUUCAACAUGGUUUGACCGCUGAAUUAUUGGACGGGCACUGUUUAAGUGACUAGGUCCAUCUAAUGUUAAAUCUGAGUCGUGCAACAGAACAUAAGUGUAAUGUGCUAUGUUCAAUUAUAUUUGCACAAUUUGCUGCGGGUCAAUAAAAACUGGGCAGUGGCCCAUGGGCCAUAGUUUGGACACCAGGUAUAAACGUUUUUUAAUGAUUUUUCUUGCCAAAUUUUGGAGUUUGAACAGGAAUGCAUAGCCAAGGGCGGAGGUUUGGUCUCAACAUUGGUAGGGACGAUAUUACUGUAAUGCACAUAAUGCAAACAAUGAUCCAAAAAAGGGAUGACUAGCUUGACUUCGUUGUUCCUUGUGGAGGCUGGCCUGACCGCAGUAGUUUUGAUGGUUGCAGGUUGGACUUUCAGUAGCAAAAUUAGUGGUGUUUCCCCCACCUCCACAACAAUGACGUCUUUUUACAUGACUUACAAUGGCUGCUGUUGGCCCAAAAAAAAUAAACUUCUAAUAUCCCUCCUCUCCGAAGGGGGUGGCAUGUUGUCGACAUGUAUCUGUCGGGGCUGUGUGAGUAUGUCUGUGUGUGUGUCUUUGUGGAGGGAUGGGGGGAUUGAAGUCAUCAGCCAACCAAACGUUCGUUUAUGGGGGAAAAAUGGACCGGCACAUUCAGCAAGUGAAAAGGGAUAAAGAUGUAAGUCUGAACAUAUUAAAAAUAAUUAACUUAAUAAUAGUAGGGUCUAUUCUACCCUUAAAACAAAUCGAACUUAAGACAAUCUAAAUUACUUAUAUAUUUGAACUCUUUAUAUCAUGAAAUAAGGUUGCUUAAAAGUUGGUGGGGACAAUUUGAGCAUCCUGAAAAGUUGCUAGUAUUAUGUCCCUACCGUCCCUAUGCAAACCUACGCCCUUGGGACACAUUCAAGCAACUGUACAUUAAAAGAUGGAAUCCAUUCAUAAAAGUAGAAUAAAUGAAAAAAGAGACACUGAAAUUAAUACUUUCAUCACUAAAUGAGCGCAAGAUAAGGAUUUUAAGGAUAAGCGGAUUUUAAGGAAGUCCAGGCCCCCCCGGUGGCCGAAAGGUGUCAUUGCAUGUAACUGACUUUCCUAUAUACAGUACAUAAAAGUUGUAAAGCAAUAAAACUGCAACAAAAAUGAAUGAAAUGAACAACAAAAUAUAUUUUUAUAAUGGGUCAAAAUUAUUUUUCAAACAGAUCAUGUGACUAGCAACUUAGACGGUCAUUUGCUUUGCAUAUAUAUAAAAAAAAAUUCAAAUGAUUUUUUUUCUUUGAUUGAAAAUAUUUUUUUUGAUUGAAGCAACUUUUUGGGGGAUUAAAUGAUUUAGACACAAAUGUUCUACCCGUAAUUUGGCCCAAACACAAAAAGGAUCAAUCUCAAAUAUUUUUUGCAUUCAAAAACUUUUACCAUGAUUGAUUUUUCAAUUUUUUUGAUUGAAGUGAUUUUUCUUUUUGAAAAAAAAUUUUUUUAAGGCAACUUAUUUUUUGAUUGAAUAAUGACAAAAAUGUCCCAGCCAAAAUGUUGCCCAAACACAAAUCAACAUUACUUCAAUCAACACCAAAACAAAAACAAACAAACAAACAAAAAAAAGAAAAAUAGCUUUUGCAUGCAUUUUUUUGAGUUUCAAAUUUAUUUUUGCAUUCAAACACAUUUUUUUUUUUGAUUGAAGCGACUUUUUUUUUUGGGUUGAAAGUAUAUAUUUUGAUUGAAGCAACUUUUUUUUUUUUUUUUAUUGAAGCAACUUUUUUUUGAUGGAAUAAUAAAGACACAAAUCUACCUCCAUAUGGCUCCGCCCUGGGGAUACAAUUUUUGACUGGGGUAACUACAUUGGCACGACACCGGCGGGCGUACCAUAUUCAAUUGAUGACGAUCUUGGCGAAAAAUAUUGCCUAAGCAGCCUGAUUUAGAAUUCCCUUCAAGAAUGAUGGGAAACAAAAACACUCAUUGUCAACUUAUUAUUAUAAAUAUUCUUGUAAGUUUAAUUUUACUGCUGACACUGCGUUUCGGGGCCAUCAACAUGUUGUGCCCCCCCUUGCCCCAAAAGUCAAACUCAGCCUAUGAAGAUGACUGUUUUUGUUCGAUUAAAAAAAAAAAAGAAAGAAAGAAAGAAAGAAAAAAAAAAGCAGUGAACACUGACUUUCGGGCUAGAUUUCAUUGUUCGUACAUUGGUAAAAGGCCGUCUCAAUUUGCGUCAGAAAUGUGGCUGCGCGCGCAUCGUGAUCAUUACGACCAAUCGCCAGUCUCCUGUAUGGCGACGCAGCACGUGACGUGCAGAAUAGCCCGAUAGUGAGACUAGAAGCCAGACGGAGGCUGCGUCUUCGUCGAACGACCACCAUGAAACCUCGGUCACCUUCGGAGCAGCAUCACGGGAAACGACCCCGUGUCCCUCCCGCAGCUGCCUCCACGUCGCCGCAAGACGCAAUGGAGGACACAACGCCGCCCAAUCCGCGGGAACUCACCCAAAACCCGCUGAAGAAAAUCUGGAUGCCGUGUAAAAACGGCCUUCCCGAGAGGCACAUUUCUCAAAGGAAGGUAUGCAUGACUAACUGCCCGACCCUGAUUGUGACAGUGGGCCUUCCAGCAAGGGGGAAGACCUACAUCUCAAAGAAGCUAACUCGCUAUCUGAACUGGAUAGGGGUUCCCACUAGAGAGUUCAAUGUGGGACAAUAUAGGAGAGAGUGUGUAAAGAUCUAUAAGUCCUUUGAGUUCUUCCGUCCAGACAAUGAGGAAGGGUUAGCGAUCAGAAGACAGUGUGCUUCGGCAGCUUUGAAUGAUGUACGACAGUACCUUACGGAAGAAGGUGGCCAAGUUGCGGUUUUUGAUGCAACAAACACCACCAGAGAAAGGAGAAAAACCAUCAUUGAGUUUGCAGAGCAGAAUGGCUUCAAGGUGUUCUUUGUAGAAUCUGUGUGUGAAGACCCAGAUGUCAUCCAGGAGAACAUUGUGCAAGUGAAGCUGGGCAGUCCUGACUAUACUAACUGCAACACUGAGGAGGCGGUAGAAGAUUUUAUGAAGAGGAUAAAGUGUUAUGAAAACUCUUAUGAGACCCUGGAUGAGGUCUUGGACAGGGAUCUCUCCUACAUCAAAAUCAUGGAUGUGGGUCAGCGUUUUUUAGUCAACCGGGUGUUGGACCAUAUCCAAAGUCGGAUCGUCUACUAUCUCAUGAAUAUCCACAUUACACCUCGCUCCAUCUACCUCUGUCGCCAUGGCGAGAGUGAGCUCAAUGUGAAAGGUUGCAUCGGAGGAGAUUCUGGUCUCACACCGCGGGGGAAAGAGUUUGCCAAAAACCUGAGUCAGUUCAUCCAAGCUCAGGGCAUCAAUGACCUGAAAGUCUGGACUAGUCAAAUGAAGAGAACCAUUCAGACGGCCGAGGCUCUUAGCGUGCCCUACGAACAGUGGAAGGUCCUUAACGAGAUUGACGCAGGUGUUUGUGAGGAGAUGAUGUAUGAGGAGAUUCAAGAUAACUACCCUUUGGAAUUUGCACUGAGGGACCAGGACAAGUACCGUUAUCGCUACCCUAAAGGAGAGUCCUACGAGGACCUGGUGCAGCGUCUGGAGCCGGUCAUCAUGGAGUUGGAGCGGCAGGAGAAUGUGCUGGUCAUCUGUCACCAGGCCGUCAUGCGGUGUCUUCUGGCUUACUUCCUGGACAAGACUGCAGAGGAGCUACCCUACUUGAAGUGCCCACUGCACACAGUGUUGAAGCUCACUCCGGUGGCCUACGGCUGUAAGGUGGAGUCGAUCGGCCUCAACGUAGACGCUGUCAACACACACAGAGAGAAACCGGAGAACGUGAACGUCCAUCGCACUGCUGAGGAUGCCCUGCGGACUGUCCCUGCUCACCUCUGAUCUUGCUGCGGCACCCUGUGAGCUUCACGUUGCCUCCCAUUUUCUCGGUUAUUAUGUGGUACUUCUGUUCACACUGGUGACUAUCGGGGUGGAAGUGACUCCUGAUCCAUACACCUCUAGUAUCUCUUUGGUGCAAUUUGAAGGAGUUCAACAGAUUUAAGUUUUGCACAUUGUGGUCACAUUUGCCACAGCAUGUUUUCUGUGUAUCCAUAAUGUUAUGUGCAGUAAAGGUGAUUGUGAAGUACUGUAUUUUUAACUCACAAUAGUUAACCCAAAAAAAAACAUGCUUCCUAUUUCAUUGAAUCGGUCAAGUGUGCAAUCGUUUUUGUGAAGGCAUCCUCAGUCUUUGUUGUGCAAUCUAAAGGUUCCAUGCCACUCAACCUGGGAAAUGGCACUAGGAAACCUCUAAUCUUUGUGAACUGCUUAUUCACGAAAUAAUUAAAUGACUGGAAUCAUAUUUUGUAAAAUCUUUCACUAUUGUUUUUAUUAAUUCUUUUGUGUCUCACCUAACACAGAUGUACUGCCAUUACAGUGUGAUUUAUGACAGAAAAUUAUUUGUGAAGAUUGUGUGUGCGUGUGUUGUGUAUGUGCUUAUUGGUUAGAAUGAACCGGGGAGAAAAAUUAUGCAGAGUCAUGUUUGCGACUCCAAUGAAAUACAAUAAAGAUAUUUUUCCACAAUAAUGAUUUAG